This is a messenger RNA of Meriones unguiculatus (Mongolian gerbil), 2754 nucleotides long. RefSeq names its product grainyhead like transcription factor 3 (gene Grhl3). Gene Ontology annotation, cellular component: nucleus. Lineage: Eukaryota; Metazoa; Chordata; Mammalia; Rodentia; Muridae. The transcript is spliced from 16 exons. Gene Ontology annotation, molecular function: DNA-binding transcription activator activity, RNA polymerase II-specific; RNA polymerase II cis-regulatory region sequence-specific DNA binding. The record is from RefSeq and is a predicted model, not a curated record. Gene Ontology annotation, biological process: regulation of transcription by RNA polymerase II. Bases 200 to 2011 code for a protein of 603 amino acids.
CGUCCAGCCAAUCAGAGCCGACGCCGCAGGGGACCGCUGUCAGCAAAAUCCCCGCGUCCAGAGCUCCACAGGAAUCCAACACUUCCCAGGCCGGGCAGGGGAAUGUCUGUGUCCGACGGGAGUUAGAGGCGAGCAGAGCGAGCGGGCAGCCGCGCCGGCGCGCCGAGACACGGAUCGCCGGGCACCUCGGAGAGGGAAGAUGUCGAACGAUCUGGAUUUCAGGUCUGUGCGGCUGCUGAAGAAUGACCCUGCGGGCUUCCAGAAGUUUGCUUACACUAAUGAGGACGAGGCCUGGAAGACCUACCUGGAGAACCCUCUGACAGCUGCCACCAAGGCCAUGAUGAGGGUCAAUGGGGAUGACGACAGUGUUGCGGCCCUGAGCUUUCUCUAUGACUACUAUAUGGGCCCCAAGGAAAAGCGGAUACUGUCCUCCAGCACUGGUGGCCGGAAUGACCAAGGAAAGAAGUACUACCACAGUAUGGACUGUGAGCCGGAGCUUGCCCCCCUUGAGAGCCCCACGCACCUCAUGAAAUUUUUGACGGAGAACGUGUCUGGAAGCCCAGACUACACAGACCAGCUCAAGAAGAACAACCUGCUAGGCCUGGAGGGAACUCUACCCACCCCCGGCAAGACCGCUACCCUCCCACCGGGUCCGAGCAAGCUGGAAGCCGGCUCCAUGGACAGCUACCUCCUGCCCACGGGCGACAUGUAUGACAGUGGCUCCCUCAACUCCUUAUUUGAGAGCAUUCACGGGGUUCCACCCACACAGCGCUGGCAGCCGGACAGCACCUUCAAAGAGGACCCCCAGGAGUCGCUGCUCUUCCCUGAUAUCCUGAAAACAUCGCCGGAACCCCCGUGUCCAGAGGAUUACACGAGCCUCAAGAGUGAUUUCGAGUACACGCUGGGCUCCCCCAAAGCCAUUCACAUCAAAGCGGGAGAGUCACCCAUGGCCUACCUCAACAAGGGUCAGUUCUACCCGGUCACCCUGCGCACCCCAGCGGGAGGCAAAGGCCUGGCUCUGUCCUCCAGCAAAGUCAAGAGCAUGGUGAUGGUCGUGUUUGAUAACGACAAGGUCCCCGUGGAGCAGCUGCGCUUCUGGAGACACUGGCAUUCCCGGCAGCCCACCGCCAAGCAGCGAGUCAUUGACGUGGCCGACUGUAAGGAAAACUUCAACACGGUCCAGCACAUCGAGGAGGUGGCUUACAAUGCGCUCUCCUUUGUGUGGAAUGUCAACGAGGAGGCCAAGGUGUUCAUCGGUGUCAACUGUCUGAGCACCGACUUCUCCUCGCAGAAGGGGGUGAAGGGUGUCCCCCUGAACUUGCAGAUAGACACCUAUGACUGUGGAGCGGGCACCGAGCGCCUGGUCCACCGUGCCGUCUGCCAGAUCAAGAUCUUCUGUGACAAGGGAGCCGAGAGGAAGAUGCGUGAUGAUGAGAGGAAGCAGUUUCGAAGGAAGGUCAAGUGCCCAGACUCCGGCAACAAUGCAGGCAUCAAGGGCUGCCUGCUGUCAGGCUUCCGGGGCAACGAGACCACAUACCUGAGGCCCGAAGCUGACCUGGAGACCCAGCCUGUGCUGUUCGUCCCCAACCUGCACUUCUCCGGCCUGCAGCGCCCAGGAGGGGUUGUCCCCUCAGCAGGACACAGCAGCUCUGACAGGCUGCCCCUGAAGCGUACCUGCUCACCCUUCGCUGAGGAGUUUGAGCCUCUUCCCUCCAAACAGGCCAAGGAAGAUGACCUUCAGAGAGUUCUGUUGUAUGUGAGGAGAGAGACAGAGGAAGUGUUUGAUGCGCUCAUGUUGAAGACCCCGGACCUGAAGGGGCUGAGGAAUGCGAUCUCUGAGAAGUAUGGGCUCCCCGAGGAGAAUAUUUGCAAAGUCUACAAGAAAUGCAAGCGAGGGAUCCUGGUCAACAUGGACAACAACAUCAUCCAGCAUUACAGUAACCACGUGGCCUUCCUCCUGGACAUGGGAGAGACGGACGGCAAGAUCCAGGUCAUCCUGAAGGAGCUGUGAGGCCGCACGCCUCCCAGCCCCAGGGCCAGGCUCACACCACGUACGGCCGCUCCUCACACGCCUCCCAGCCCCGGGGCCCAGGCUCACACCACGUACGGCCGCUCCUCACAGGUCAGCAUUGUUACUUGAAACGCCUUUCUCAGGGGAAGAGGUCUCGCAAGCCACAAACUUGGUGAUGUCAGGGCCAGGGAGGAAGCAAGGAGAUCCCAGGAUCUAAACACCCUGUCCAGGCUUGAACUCACCUCGGAGCUUCCUGCAAGUACCCACCCACCGGAGACCAGGAGUCUGGAUCAACACAGACCCAACUAUUGGCUUUCUCUUCCAACUCCCGCCUCAGAGACCCUACGGGGACCCACCACCCUCUCCGCAGGGCUAUCCCCGCUGCCUUGACGGGUUCUGACCCUCAUUCUGUAUCCUUCCUCCAACUUCAGACUGAAGAGAUCUCGCUCUUUGGCCAAUUAACUUGAAAACUCUUGACUGUCAGAACAAAUGCCUUUGUGAGGAAACGCUUCCUCACUGACUCCCUCGGGUACAGGACCUUAAGGCAUCACCACUACCCUUGCCACUACUGUUGUACACAUUUCUUAUUUACAGUUUUCAUUAUGUGAUAUAUAUAUAUAUAUAAGUAUAUAUUGUGUGUAUAUAUAUAUGUGCAACAUUUUGUAUGUUCAUGUUACGUUUUUAUCAUUUCAAAAAUACGUAUUUCAUAUUUCUUGGACUAUUUUUUUAGCUGCUAUUUGAUU